AUGCAUUACGAAUUUGCCUUUUAUCAGGUGCGUCCUUCCAGCACGCCGUCCGUGUCGGAGCCUCUUGAAAUUGCAAGCUAUAGUAUGACGGAAGAUUGCUCCUUUCAUUUAGACGAUCGUCAACUCAGAUAUUACUAUCCGCCUUUGCCUCACAGCGAUUUAAACAGUGGGUAUCCUGACAAAUAUCAUCCGCCGAAAGCAGGUGCACAUCCCAUUUCCGCGGCAAAAGGUGUUUUAGAUCAAAAACAUGUCGAUGCAAAAGCAGAGCUAUUUAGCUGGAGAGGCCUCAUCACUAAAAUUAUGUGUGCACCACUGUACCCCAAAAGUCAGUGGGAAUUGAAGCUACGGAUGGAUGCCGAGAGUGGUACAAUUUUUAUGGAAGAAGGAGAGUCAUCUGAAACAACUUACGAAAAUCAAGACAGAAUGUGCUAUUGGGGCUACAAAUUCGAGGCUAUUUCUACAUUACCCACUAUAUGGGAUGCGUGUUCUCGAUCCGACAUCGAGGACAGAGACAAUCAGCUUGUAAUUCCAGAUGAACAAUACUGUUCCAUUGUAAAAUACCACAUAGGUCGCACUCGGUUAAUCCUUGCUGGAGAAAUCGAUUGCGUCUGGGACGCAAAGCCAGGCGUAACACCAGAUUCCGACCUGGAUGGUAAAGUUACCAAUGAUCCAGCGUCGAACGAAACAGAAGGUCAAAAUGAAGAACCUCUCCCCGCAUCCAAACGAAGAAAAGUGGAUGAUGUCCACGAUUCUACUGACCCAUCACCAACUCUCGAAAAUCCUUCUCCCCACUAUUGCGAACUGAAAACUUCAAAAAAGCAGCCGCUUGAGCAUGUUGGAAUGCGUAGGAAGCUCCUCAAAUUUUGGGCUCAAAGCUACCUUUUGGGGAUUGGCACAAUCGUUAUUGGGUUCCGAAAUGACGAUGGAGUUCUUGUGGAAAUCAAAGAGCUGCCCACACGCCAAAUCCCAAAUCUUCUACGUCCAUAUGCCAAGCCACAAGACUGGACCGCAAAUCGUCUUUUGGUCGUUCUUGAGCAAGAACUUGACUGGUUGAAAAAGUGUGUCCAAAAGCAUCCUCCAAACACCAAAUUCACCCUACAGUACUCGGCAAACAGCAAGUUGAUAUUGCGUGUCCAUUCAUAA
Messenger RNA from Schizosaccharomyces osmophilus, 1143 nucleotides. RefSeq names its product RNA NAD-cap (NAD-forming) hydrolase/RNA pyrophosphohydrolase Din1 (gene din1). NCBI's taxonomy places the organism in Eukaryota, Fungi, Ascomycota, Schizosaccharomycetes, Schizosaccharomycetales, Schizosaccharomycetaceae. Gene Ontology annotation, molecular function: mRNA 5'-diphosphatase activity. Gene Ontology annotation, biological process: NAD-cap decapping; nuclear-transcribed mRNA catabolic process. Gene Ontology annotation, cellular component: nucleus; cytosol. The transcript has a single exon. The record is from RefSeq and is a predicted model, not a curated record. The coding region runs from base 1 to 1143 and encodes 380 amino acids.